AUGACGCUGGUCAGACUGGGCUGCGCGGGGCGUGGAGCGGUGGGCCGAUGGCCAGGGUCACAGGGCACUCUACUGUUUGGCCAACAGGACCCUCGGGGGCCAUCAAUCGCUCAGGUCGCCAUGUCCAUUAAGCGUCAGACUUGGCCUGCAGCUCUUGGUCAGACGUUGCCUCCCUCCCAGAGUCCUCGAUUAAGAAUCAAAGCAAGAGAAGGAAGCCCUCAGUCCACUAGUCCUUGGGGCAGUCAUCUGCUGAAUGGUGUUUGGGUUUCAGACAGCCAGCAGCCAUUUGUGGAGCAGCCGGGUUUGAGCCCAGAUGUGUUGUACCUGAUGGAGAAGCAGCCGCUGGUCGUCCCCUGUCGGGUCACACACCCCAAUGUCACCACCACACUGGUCAAGUUUCCCAACCAGAGUCUGAGACCUGACCAGAGGAACAUCAUCUGGAACAGCAAGCAGGGCUUCACCAUCCGAAGUCCCACCCUCUACUACACCGGCCUCUUCUUCUGCCAGACCGUCAUCGAUGGCGUCACAUACAAGUCACAUAAAUUCUUUGUGCACAGACCAGUGAGUAACAUCAUGGAAGUGUAUCUGAACAGCAGCGGACCUGUGCAGGCUCUGAGGGGAAGGAGCCUGGUGUUAAACUGCACAGCCACAGGGGAGUUGAACACCAGAGUCAACAUCACCUGGGACUUUCCCGGAAAGAGUAACAACGCCGGCUCCUUUACCAAGAGGCUCCUGAAACACAGAACACACAUGUUGUUCUACAGUAUCUUGACCAUUCCCAAACUCCAGCGGUCAGACCGAGGCCUCUACACAUGUCGAGUCACGAGCGGGGAAAAGACCAAACAACAAAAGGUCACUGUUACUGUCUAUGAUCGUCCGUUCAUCCGUCUGAAGCCCAGACAUGGAUCUGUGAUGGAGGCUCAAGCUGGACAGAAAUCUUACAGGAUCUCUCCCAAACUAAAAGCGUUUCCUGCCCCUGAAGUCAUCUGGCUGAAGGAUGACACGGUGGCGGCAGAGCAAUGCUCCCGAUACCACAUGGACGGGAAUUCCCUGGUGAUCCGGGACGUUGCAGAGGAGGAUGCUGGGAAGUAUACCAUCCUGGUACGAAUCCAGGAGCACGGCCUCUACCAGAAUCUCACGCUCACACUUGUUGUCAACGUGAGUCCUCAGAUAGGGGAGAAAGCGGUGUCGUUGCAGGACCCGGGGUCUGUGCCACGGGGGAGCAGACAAGCGCUGCACUGCACGUCCCACGGAGUCCCUCCUCCACACGUCCAGUGGCUCUGGCAUCCCUGUCCGUCCAAAGGCCUGUGCGUGUGUCCGCCGUCCUCCUCGCUAUGGCGCCCUGUGACAGAGGAUCUCCCCACCAUGUCCACACACAACCGCAUCCUGAGUGUUACUCACAGACAGGAAGUGCUUCGGGGGAAGAAAAGGACAGUGGGAGUCCUGACUGUGGCAGAGGCCUUUGUGUCUGGAGUGUAUCGCUGCGUUGCCUCCAACUCUGCAGGCACAGACCAGAUGGACGUCCACUUCUACAUCACAGAUGUCCCAGGAGGCUUCAGUGUAAACCAGCGGGAGGAACCAAGGGAGGGCGGCGACCUCCAUCUUACCUGCGCAGCCAAUAAGUACCUGUACACAGCGUUGUCAUGGCAACAAGUGAAUGACACAAAGGACGUCCAAUCCCGCAGCCCUGCCCCGAGAAUUCAGCAGCUCACAUCAGGGGACUUCUCCAACGCCCUGAUCCUGUUGCUAAGCAACCUAACAGCUGGAGACUCUGGAGCCUACAGGUGCUCGGCCCGCCACCUCCUCACCGGACAGGAAACACAUCUGGACACACAGGUGGCGGUCAUGAUUCUGGAGCCUCCGGAGCUGCGUAACAAUUUGACAGACUGUACGGUCAAUGUCAGCAGCUCAGUGACUCUCAGAUGUCCAUCUCACGGUGUCCCAGCCCCGACCGUCACAUGGUACAAAGACAAACACGCUCUGUCACAAGGAUCAGGUAUCAUGAUAUCACCAGAGGACGGGACCCUCCACAUUGACAGAAUCACGGUGGAGGACCAGGGGCUGUACACGUGCCAGGCCACCAAUGAGAGGGGGUCUGCAGAAAGCUCUGCCCACAUAUGGGUCAACAGUGCCUCAGAAAGCUCAGUUUUGGAGAUUCCCACUCUCACCUGUACGUGUGUGGUGGCCACUUUCCUCUGGCUUUUGCUCACACUCCUUAUACGGAAACUCAAACAGCCCAACGCCUCAAACACCAAGCCCGAGUACCUGUCAAUCAUCCUGGACACAGGAGAAGGACCCAUCCAGGAGCAGUGUGAGCGACUGCAGUACGACCCCAAACAAUGGGAGUUCCCUCGGGAGCGGCUCAAAUUAGGGAAACCUCUGGGCCGUGGAGCCUUUGGAAAGGUGAUGCAGGCCUCUGCGUUUGGUAUCGACAGUGCCACCAGCUGCAGGACUGUGGCUGUGAAGAUGCUCAAAGAGGGCGCUACAGCCAGUGAGCACAAAGCUCUGAUGACUGAACUGAAGAUCCUGAACCACAUUGGACAUCAUCUGAAUGUGGUCAACCUGCUGGGAGCCUGCACCAAACCAGGAGGACCGCUGAUGGUCAUUGUGGAAUACUGUCGCUAUGGAAACCUCUCCACCUUCCUGAAGAGCAAGCGAGAUGUGUUUGUGCAGGACCAGUUCUCCGGGGAACAAGAUGGAGGGCUGAGGGGUGAUUGUGCCGGACAGAGCAGCGUCAGGGCAGAGUUUGAUCACAGGGAAAACAAAGAAAAUAACCCCGAUCCCAAAUCUGCAUCCAACGCGUCAUUAUUCCUGGAGGAUCUCAUCUCCUUCAGCUUCCAGGUGGCACGGGGGAUGGAGUAUCUGGCCUCUCGCAAGUGUAUUCACAGAGACCUGGCAGCCAGGAACAUUCUGCUCUCUGACAAUAAAGUGGUGAAGAUCUGUGACUUCGGUCUGGCCAGAGACAUCUACAAAGACCCCGACUACGUCCGCAAGGGAGACGCCCGCCUCCCCCUGAAGUGGAUGUCUCCUGAGUCCAUCUUCGACAAGGUGUUCACCACCCAGAGUGACGUGUGGGCCUUCGGCAUACUGCUGUGGGAGAUCUUCUCUUUGGGAGCUUCCCCGUACCCCGGUCUUUACAUAGAUGAGGAGUUCUGCCACAGGCUGAAGGAUGGGACAAGGAUGCGAGCGCCAGAGUACAGCACACCAGAGAUUUACGGCACAAUGCUGGCAUGUUGGGAGGCCUGUCCUUCAGACCGACCCACCUUCACUGACCUGUCGGAGACGCUGGGAGACCUGUUACAAGCAAGAGUUCAGCAGGAUGGUAAAGAUUAUAUUCCUCUGGGAUCGUUCAUGGCUGGAGACACAAGUCGCAGUGAGACGUGGAUGGAGAAGCCUCUAGCAGUCACAAACCUGAGUUACAUGAGGGGUAUGGCCACACUUCAGACUUUUGAGGAACUUCCGUGUGAGGAGCCAGAAACCCCUGAUGACGAGCAGAGUGACAGUGGUAUGGUGCUUCCAUCUGAGGAGCUGAAGCAGAUGAUGUGGAAUAACGACUCCAACUCCAGGAAAUUCAGCAGGUUCUUCACCUUCAAGUGUCGGGACAACCAGGUUCCCCUACUGUGCAGUGACAUCACUGGUCUCCGUGACAACGAGCCGUCCAUCCUGCCCUGCGAUUGGGAGUCUGAUGAAGGAGGCUCCCCUCCUCCGGACUACAACUCUGCCUUCCUCUACCCCUCCCUCUAGCAUCUGCUUUAAUUGUAACUUCACACAGGGUCAAUACAUUCAUCCUUUUCACUCACUCACAUCUAAUUCUGCCUGUUCACACUUGCUGCUUUCAUCCACUACCUCAGUGUAACACCUAUAAUUAAUCCCGUCUUCUAAUUUCUUUUAGGUCACAAAUAAAAAUGUACAUUGGCUUUUUCUCAGAAUCUACAACUGCAUGAUGAUGAACCAGGGACCAGAGCAGCUGCCUGACAUCACUUAUCCUGUCGCAGUUAUAAAGAAUGUAUUUACUGAGCGUAUUAAUAUACUGGUACCUCAUGCUGAGCUUUGUGGAGAGGAACACUGCUGUAUGAAAUAACCGUUCCUCUGACACAGCCACUAUAUGCUGGACAAAUAUUAUCACUCACUGAAUUAUAGUAUGUGUAUCUUAUCUGUAUAUUUAUUUUAUUGCUGUAGUCAUGUUAUGAAUGAAGUCACUUGUUAACAUUUGUUUUUUGAAAUGUCACGUCUGUGUCGGAACACACACUCAGGUGCCAGAUCAAUGAUUGCAUCUAAAACUAAUGAUAACUACUUAUAUUAAUGUUCAGUUUCGUUGAAAUUGUUUUAAUAGUUAAAAUAUCUCUCAGUAUUAUGUAAUAUACUGUUAAAGCAAAUAAAUCUAUAUCCUCCAAAAUGACUAACACCAUGAUGUUUUAUCUUUAAAGCAGUUUCAACAAAACAAAAAUGGUAAUCCUCAUGAAUAUGUGAUUUACUGCAGGGCUGUUGUAUCAAACUGUUGGUUUUAGCUGCUUAAACCUAAUGUGCUGGCAACUGAGUGUAUAUUUAAUUCUACACGAACUAUAUUUUCUUAUCGAAGGUCUUUCAGAAUAUACAGAAAUAUAUAAAAUAUGCAUCUCCCCAUUUUGAAACCAAAUGACACUCAUAGAUAUCAGUGCCUUAAAUAUGAUGGAUUUUUUUUCAUCAACAUCUUUG
This is a messenger RNA of Paralichthys olivaceus (Japanese flounder), 4695 nucleotides long. NCBI's taxonomy places the organism in Eukaryota, Metazoa, Chordata, Actinopteri, Pleuronectiformes, Paralichthyidae. The record is from RefSeq and is a predicted model, not a curated record.